AUGGCAGAUGACGCGAGAGACGAUCCGGUAGAUAAGAGGCGACAGCGUCGAGGUUUGCUGCCGCCUGAGCUCGUCAACCUCUUGGGGCCGUCUCUGAAGGUCGGCGCCGUGACUGGAACUGCCGGUCUGUUUAGCGGUAUCGCCGCUGGCAUUAUUCGUGACUCGACCCCAGCCUUGUUCGCGAUAGCGUCAGGUGUCCAAUGGUUUGCUUUGGGUUCCACCUACUGGCUGUCGAGAUCAGCGGCGAUUGGUUAUUGGACCCAUGAAGGUCAGCUUUCAAACUCUUCAAAAGUCAAGGCAAGUGCUUUGGCAGGAGGCACUGCAGGAAUGGUCGGCGGUCUCAUCCGUAAGUGCGUUUCAUCUCCCCCGAGUACUACUGCUGAUAAGUUCUAG
Messenger RNA from Colletotrichum truncatum, 393 nucleotides. RefSeq lists its product as uncharacterized. The record is from RefSeq and is a predicted model, not a curated record. NCBI's taxonomy places the organism in Eukaryota, Fungi, Ascomycota, Sordariomycetes, Glomerellales, Glomerellaceae.